Homalodisca vitripennis (glassy-winged sharpshooter) is the source of this 975-nucleotide messenger RNA. RefSeq lists its product as uncharacterized. The record is from RefSeq and is a predicted model, not a curated record. Bases 1 to 888 code for a protein of 295 amino acids. Lineage: Eukaryota; Metazoa; Arthropoda; Insecta; Hemiptera; Cicadellidae. The transcript is spliced from 2 exons.
AUGUAUUAUAAAUCUAAAUUAAAUAUGCUAAACCUGACUGUCUGUGAGCUGAAAAAUGAUGCCGUAUUCUGCUAUACUUGGCAUGAAGGCGAAGGAGCCAGAGGCUCGUGCGAAAUUGGAACAUGCAUUUACAAAUACCUCAGUGAAAAAGUUAAAAAUUGCGAAAACGAUAUUGAAAUUAUAUUUUACUCUGAUAAUUGCAGCGGCCAACAGAAAAACAAGUAUUUGUUUUCUAUGUACUUAUAUGCAGUGGACAAACUGCCAAUUAAGUCUAUAACUCACAAUUUCCUAAUAAAAGGGCAUAGUCAAAACGAGGGGGACAAUGUACAUGCAAUGAUUGAGAAGCAGAUUAAGAAAUGUCUGAAGUCUGGACCAAUUUACCACCCGGCUCAAUACAUUUCAUUGAUCAAAACUGCAAAAAAAACUGGGAAUCCGUAUAAAGUCAAUGAACUAAGUCAUGAAGAUUUCUUGGAUUUUAAAGACCUAUGGGCAAACAUUGGAUGUAACUCUACAGUUAAUGUGUCAGGAUGUACUGUUGCAAUGAAUGACAUCAAAAUAAUUAAAGUUGAGAAAGAUUCUCCCUUUAAAAUCAAGUACAAGACAACUUAUGAUGACACAGUUGACUUUCAAGAAAUUUUCAUCCAGCAGAUUGAUAUUGAAGAAAACGAGGAUUUAUUCGGAGACAACAAGAAGAGUCACACUAAGAAGAAAACCAGAAGUUCAAAGAAGAAACAACAGGUUUUUCCUGUGCAUUGUUCAGAUGUUGCUUUAAAAAAAUUAUACGAGCAAAGACUGGGAAUUUCAGUUAACAAGAAAAAAGACUUACAAUACUUACUUGAAAAACAUGUUAUUCCAAGUUGCUAUGCACCAUUUUAUAACUCACUUUAAAUUUUUGCAGUAACGUUUGUGUUUAGCAACAAUGUUAUGUUUGUGUUAAUGAUUUUUAUUUCCAUUAGAAAAUACUUCUUUAAAUAU